This is a messenger RNA of Quercus lobata, 774 nucleotides long. Its product is annotated as pentatricopeptide repeat-containing protein At2g02980, chloroplastic-like. Gene Ontology annotation, biological process: RNA modification. Lineage: Eukaryota; Viridiplantae; Streptophyta; Magnoliopsida; Fagales; Fagaceae. The record is from RefSeq and is a predicted model, not a curated record. The transcript is spliced from 2 exons. The coding region runs from base 1 to 774 and encodes 257 amino acids. Gene Ontology annotation, molecular function: RNA binding; protein binding.
AUGGACGUGAUUGCCAUGUACGUGGUUACCCACCUCCAAAAUGACAUCACUGUCCUCACCAAGCUCAUCAGUUGCUGUGCUUUCCAUCCUUCUGCUACCUUUAUGGACCAUGCCCACCAACUGUUCGACCAAAUUCUCCAACCAGACAUUGUGGUCUUCAACUCCCUGGCCUGUGGAUACUCCCGCUCCAAUGCCCCUCUUCAGGCCAUUUUGCUAUUUUCUGAUACACUAUGCUCUGGCAUUGUCCCUGAUGACUAUUCCUUCCCUUCUCUUCUCAAGGCAUGUGCAAGCUCUAAGGCAUUGCAAGAAGUUAAACAAUUGCAUUGCCUUGCUACCAAACUUGGUCUCAACCAUAACAUAUAUGUAUGUCCCACAUUGAUAAAUAUGUAUACCGAGUGCAAUGAUGUGAACGCAGCUCGUGUCUUUGAUAAGAUAGCUGAGCCUUGUGUUGUUUAUUAUAAUGCAAUAAUCACAGGAUAUGCUCGAAGUAGUCGGCCCAAUGAGGCGUUGUCAUUGUUUCGCGAAUUGCAAGCGAGUGAUCUCAAGCCUACUGAUGUCAAAACUGCUCUUAUAGAUAUGUAUGCAAAGUGUGGAAGCUUGGAUUAUGGCAUGAUGCAGUUUGCGAACGUGUCUGUAAGAGAUACACAGGCUUGGUCAGCCAUGGUUAUGGAAUAUGCAACUCAUGGGCAUGGUUCCAAAGCCAUAUCAUUGUUUGAAGAAAUGAAGACCACUAGUUACAGCUUAUUGGCCUUUUCCAAUUACCUUCGUCUAUAG